This is a messenger RNA of Myotis myotis, 4428 nucleotides long. It is a transcript of the gene CUNH17orf113, whose product is annotated as chromosome unknown C17orf113 homolog. Lineage: Eukaryota; Metazoa; Chordata; Mammalia; Chiroptera; Vespertilionidae. The coding region runs from base 1432 to 3459 and encodes 675 amino acids. The transcript has 2 exons. The record is from RefSeq and is a predicted model, not a curated record.
UUGUGUGCAGGCCCUGAGGAUGGAAUCUGGCACUCAGGAGAAACCAAGAAAAGGCAGGUAUAGCUGGAAAGGGACGGAAGGACAAGCGGCUGCCAGCAUUUAUUUGGCAGACCUGGAAAAGGAUUCUGGCACUGACCCAGUGCAACAGGCUGUAGUGGAGGGGUUUAAAAGCAGUGUUUUUAAGAGCUGCUAGGGUUUGGAUGGCUCAGACAUGGGUAAGAGCAGGAAGCCAAAGGACCAUCAGGAAGCAACUGGCAUAGUCCAGGCAAGGGAUGAAGGUAGCCUAGAUGAGGAAGGUGGUAGAGGCACGGAGAGAAGGGGUGAGUUAGAGGUAGUUUGUGGAGAUGGAAUCAACAGGCCCUGUGGAUAGACCAGGUCCCGGAUGAGGAAGAGAGUGGGGCUUAGGGGGGCAUGUUUCUGGCCAGAGUACCUGGGUGGGAGGAUGGGCCAUUUCCUGGACUGAGGACAACGGGGAGAGGAGCAUAUUUUGUAAGGAUGGAGUGAAAGUUCCAUUUGACAAACCAGGAAGGUGUUGGAUGGAGAGGUGUGGUGCCCAGAGGAGUGGCCCAGACCGGGACUGGAUAUUUCAGAAUGGCCAGCAGAGACGGUUCUGAGCUCUCUGGGCAGGUUGAGGUUGGGAAGAGGAGGUGGAGAUGACAACACAGGCCAAGGAGAGGCUGAUGGGGGGAAGUGUAGUGUGUGUGUGUGUGUGUGUGUGUGUGUGUGUGUGUGUGUGUGUAUGUGUGUAGGAAAGGGAUCUCCAGAGAAAAUCCAGUGGCCCCGGGAGCUCAGCUUUGUGCUAACUUCCUUCUAGUGAAAUAAAGGACCGUGGUCUGGCGGGAUCAGUCAUCCUUUGGGUACCGAAUCAGGAGGCCUAAGUUUUUGUUCUGGCUCAGCCACAAAUUAUUCAUGAGUCCUGAGAACCACUCUGUCUCCAGGACCCAGUCCCUCCACCCAUAAAAUGUGGUUGUAUAGGUGGUGCUGGUCUUUCCAGCUCCACGUUCUGGCAUGCUUCAGCUGUCAACACUACACAAUGCCUUGUCCUGGAAGGUGGGGCUGGGGCACCCAUACCUCCCAUACCUCCCUUUGGAUAAUACUCUAUGGCCCUUUGCAUGACCCCGCCCACUCCCAGUAGUCCUUCCCCAUUGGGUUCAGGCCACCCCUCAGCUGGGGCGUGCUCUGUGGGCAGUGUGAAUCCUUGGUGGACUCCCUAACACACCUCCCUUGUCUCUUCCAUCUCCAGUCUCCCACCAGCGGAGCAGGAAUAAACUUUCCCGGCUAAGUUAGAUGGAUGGUCCCCAAUAGCCAGGCGGGCGCCCUUCUCCUGCCUCCCCACCAACUCCCCUUAUCAAGGGACGUGACUCUGUGUGUGGGAGGCUGGGAGUUAGAGCAUUUGGGUGGGAACUGGGGUGCCCUGCCCCUCGAGCAGGAAUGGUGCCCCCGGGGAAGAAGCCAGCUGGAGAGGCCUCCAACUCCAAUAAGAAGUGCAAGCGUUACUUCAACGAGCACUGGAAAGAGGAGUUUACCUGGCUGGACUUUGACUAUGAGCGGAAGCUGAUGUUUUGCCUUGAGUGCCGCCAGGCCCUGGUACGGAACAAGCACGGCAAAGCUGAAAACGCCUUCACCGUGGGCACCGACAACUUCCAGCGCCAUGCCUUGCUGCGCCAUGUGACCUCGGGGGCUCACCGCCAGGCUCUGGCCAUGAACCGGGGCCAGCCCACUUUUGAGGGCCAGGCUGAGGGAGGAGGGGCCUCCCCAGGCCUGGCAACCACCCCACCCUCCAGGGGCAUCAAGGUGGACGUGGACCCUGCCAAAGUGGCUGUGUUGACCACGGUGUACUGCAUGGCCAAGGAGGACGUGCCCGACGACCGCUGCUCUGCCCUACUCGAGCUACAAAGGUUCAACUUGUGCCAGGCGCUGCUGGGCACGGAGCGUGGUGAUUACUACAGUCCCAGGAGGGUGAGGGACAUGCAGGUGGCCAUUGCCAGUGUCUUGCACACAGAGGCUUGCCAGUGCCUGAAGGCAUCCCCGUAUGUGGGGCUGGUGUUGGACAAGACCAGAGACUGGCCUGAGUCCCACAGUCUGGCCUUGUUUGCCACGUCGGUGUCACCCUGUGAUGGCCAGCCUGCCACCACCUUCCUGGGCAGUGUGGAGCUACAGGAGGGCGAGGACACUGCUGGCCAACUCCUGGACAUCCUGCAGGCCUUCGGUGUGUCCGCACCCAAGCUAGCCUGGCUCAGCUCAAGCCUCCCCAGGGACUGCCUGGGGAGUGUGGGCCUGCAGCUCCGGGCCACCUGCCCGCUGCUCACGGAGCUGCACUGCCUCCCUGGCCGGCCAGAUCCUGAGCCCCCUGCCUACCUAGGUGAAUAUGAAAGUGUACUGGAUGCCCUCUUCCGCCUCCACGGUGGUCCCAGUUCCCACAUGGUCCCUGAGCUCCGGGCAGCACUGGACCUUGCAGCCAUCGACCUGGCAGGACCACGGCCAGUGCCCUGGGCCUCUUUGCUGCCUGUGGUGGAAGCAGUGGCUGAGGCCUGGCCUGGCCUGGUGCCCACACUGGAGGCCUCUGACCCAGCCUCACCAACAGCUAGGGCACUGGCCCUCGCCCUGCGCCAGUUCACCUUCGUGGCCUUCACCCACCUGCUGCUGGACACUCUGCCCUGCGUGCAGAAGCUCGCCCUUGUCCUGCAGCCGGAAGACCCACACCUGGCCUUGCUGCAGCCGCUGGUGAUGGCAGCGGCGGCCUCCCUCCACGCGCAGCGAAGCUCCGGGGGCGCGCGCCUCCAGGGCUUCCUGCAGGAGCUGGCGUCCUCCAGUCCCGACCUGGGCGGUGAGCGCUGUACCUACCGCGGCCUGGAGUUGGUCGGCUACUCCGAGGCUGCGCUCCGGGACUUGGAGCGGCUGCGGGGGGACUUCUUGGACUCCCUGCAGAAAGGGCUGCGGGACUCCUACCCCGGGCCCUCGCUGGAUGCCGUGGCCGCCUUCUCCGCGAUCUUCGAUGCCCGCCGCUACCCGGACACACCCGAGGGGCUGGGCGCGCACGGCGAGGGGGCGCUGCGGCUGCUGCUGCGCGCCUACGCCCCGGCGGUGGUGCGGCCGCGCGCGCUCCGCGACUUUGCGCUCUUCAAGCGCGUGGUCUGCAGCCUCGGGCGGCUGGGCCCGCGGGCUCUGUGCGCCAGGCUGGCCUGCGCGCACUCGGAGCUGCACGAGCUCUUCCCCGACUUCGCUGCCCUCGCCGCCCUGGCCUUGGCGUUGCCGGCGGGCGCCAGCCUCCUGGACAAGGUCGGCCGCAGCCGGGAGCUGCGGUGGUGGGGGCAGAACGGGGCCGGGGAAGGCCGGGGCGACCCUGUGGUCAAGAUCGCUGUGGAUGGUCCCCCGCUACACGAGUUUGACUUUGCGCUGGCCGUGGAGUUUUUAGAGAGUGGGUGGGGGGAGGGGUUGCUGGGGUCGCAGCUCACGUGAGGGUGGCCUCCUUCCCUCUCUCCAGCCAGCCUGAGGCCCUGGGUCCUCUAAGGGCCAAGCCGGACUUGCCCAGGCUGCAUCCGAGCUGCCGUACUACCUGUGGCCUUCCGUUCACCUUCCCCAUGCUUCUGCUCCACGCUGAGGACUAACCCAGCCGUGUGGGCUGUGGGCUGUGGGCUGUGGAGGGGGGCCUGGGUCAAGGGGGGCCUGGGCAGCGGAGAGAUGCUAGGGUCUGGGGCACCCUAACUAUUGCUCCUGAGCAUUCUAGAGUUUGGUGAGGAGUAGCUCACCCUUUUCCCUUUGGAUUCAUCCCACGUUUUGGCCUUAAAAAUGUUGGGGGUUCUUGUUUGGAGGGAGGAAGGCUGGGGCUCCAGAAUUAAGGGAUUGAGGGAAAGUAGAAUGUGGUCCUUGCCUUUCUCAGCCCCGCUCCUGGCAGCAUCUCUUCUCUUCAGAUACGACCGGAAAGCAGACCAGGGUCCUUGUCUCUGACACAGCACAGCACUCUGUGCACAGCUGACAGUUCAAGGGAGGCGGUGCUGCCCUCCCUGCCCGCCCCACCAAGGCUGCCCGAGGCUUUUAUGUAUAUGACCAUGUGUAUAGACAGAUCAAUCUAUAAAUAGGAAAUAAAUCUAUCCUAUUUUUCAUAAUGUAACACAUAAAUCUAAAAGGACUUCUUUUCGUUUUGCAGUGAUAGGGUCUAAAAAACGUCCCAAAUGAACUGGAUUUGUUACUAAUUUUCUUCUUUUUUGAAGUCUGGUUGUUCUCCCAAGUUCCUUGCCUCAGACCUUUAAGACCAAAGACUGUAAAACCACAGUGUUCCCGACCCCCCACCCCACCUCCACCCCUCAAGGCCUGACCCAGGGAUGCCAAGGGGGGGCUUUGUGCCUCCUGGGGGACACAUCCCUUCAGAUUCCAAGGGUUUCCCAUCCUCUCUGAUAGCCUUUGCUGGGCAUGAUGUGGGGGAAGUGA